ACAUUUAUAUGGUUCUUCCGAGAAACCAGAUCUAUUGGCAAGAGAAAGCCUAUCAGACAAACCAAAGGAGGUGCGGCCAACACUAGCUGGUUUAUUAUGUGGCUGAGCAUGUAACCACUUGUUUAAACCUUGGGUGAAAUUCCCUUCUGUCAGUGAGGUCAGUUGGCAGUUGCACGAUGAAUAUCAUCUCCAAUUCAACUUAAAAUGGAUGUUUGGAAAAUGCUUAAAACAAUGCUGGUCACUGCAGCUUAUUUUAUCAUUCUUCUGAAAUUAGUGAAUAGUGCAGGAUUUAUUACACUGCAUGCUCAUGGAAACCAGAUGAUGAACUGCAAAGAGAAGGCCGUCUUACAAUGUAACAUCAGCUCGUCGAAUAGUUCUAAGAUCUUAGAAAUGAAGUGGGGAAAACAUAACGAACGUUUUGAAUGUGAUGCAAGAUCCACCAUCAGCACCUCUCCAGCAUUUGAGUGUAACUACACGAGGGAAGCGUUCACAUUAACAAUUUUACAUCCUAAACCGGCAGACGUGGGCAUAUACUUUUGUAGCAUAAAAACAAAUUCUGGACAUGAUUUUAAGGAACUUAAUGUGUCUAUAGAAGGAGAAUGCACUGGAGAAUCCUUUCCAAUGGCUGGGCCCGAAAAGUUCCAAUGUACCUUCACCGGCAUUUACCCGGAGGGCACAAUACACUGGUUUCACAAUGAUGAUAAUGUCACUUCUUACUCUAACAUCACAAGCCUGCCCAACACUGAUGGAACAUUUAACAUCACAAGUGUCCUACAGAUACCACACACUGAACACAUGUAUAAUUGUUUUCUGAUGUUGCCCAUAAAUGGACAAUACAUUGAAACGCAACAGUUGGCUCUGAGGUCUGGAAUCAAGAGACAGCAUUGCUCAUGGACACUUCUUCUUAGUGGACUGAUUUUGAGAAUCUUUCUGCUUCUGUCGUCUUUAUAAAGCCACCUUAAUAUCCCAAACUGGGAACAUAAUCCAGAGAAACACCUUGCUGCGCCUGAAUCAGGUCCAUCUACUAAAACAACUAAUACAGAAAUAAAAGAAUCUGAGAUUUUCCUGAA
Triplophysa dalaica is the source of this 1070-nucleotide messenger RNA. RefSeq lists its product as uncharacterized. Gene Ontology annotation, cellular component: external side of plasma membrane. Bases 205 to 951 code for a protein of 248 amino acids. The transcript is spliced from 3 exons. Lineage: Eukaryota; Metazoa; Chordata; Actinopteri; Cypriniformes; Nemacheilidae. Gene Ontology annotation, biological process: negative regulation of T cell proliferation; cell surface receptor signaling pathway; cellular response to lipopolysaccharide. The record is from RefSeq and is a predicted model, not a curated record.